AUACUAUAUGUUCAUAUAUGUUGUUGCAGCUAGCUUAGACACUUAGCUGUACAAGUGUGUAAUUAAGAAUUACUGUGCCCAACCUCACCAGCAAAAAUAGGCAGAAAAUCCUAGAGUAAUCCACCAACCACUAAUCCACUACAUCCUUCCCACCAAUUUCAACGUUUCUUUCAGUCUUUCACCAUCUUCCUCAACUCAAAACCUUAAUCCCAAUCCCAUUCCAUCAUCUUCAUCUUCCUCCAUUUUCUCUCUCCUCCUCCAUACCCAAAACCUUAAUCCCACUCCCAUCAAUGGAGUCCUCAGAUCUCCACCACUCAACAACCUUCCCAACUAUCCACCCAAACUCCAAAACAGCCCUCCUCUCCUUCGACACAGAUCCACCCACUUCCCCAAACCCCACUUCCCAUUCCAAAUUCCUCACUCUCUCUCUCCUCCUCACCACAUUCAUCUCUGUCAUCACGGCUAUCGCAUUCGCUUCUCUUUUCUUCUCCGCUACCGACGGAUCGUCAAUUAAUAAUAAUAUCACUGCUCGUCGUCUCACUAAACUGACCCGCCCCGUCGUACUGUUGAUUUCAUCAGACGGGUUUCGAUUCGGGUACCAGUUCAAAGCUCCGACACCCAACAUUCAUCGAAUUAUCAACAAUGGCACUGAAGCUGAACUUGGGUUAAUCCCUGUUUUUCCUACAUUAACAUUCCCUAAUCAUUACUCAAUUGUAACGGGUUUAUAUCCAGCUUAUCAUGGAAUUAUUAAUAAUUACUUUGUUGAUCCUAAGACAGGUGAAAAGUUCUCAAUGGCUAGUCAUGAACCUCACUGGUGGCUCGGAGAACCCUUGUGGGAGACCGUGGCCAAGCGCGGCGAGAAGGCGGCGACGUAUUUUUGGCCUGGUUCUGAGGUAACUAAAGGUGAUUGGAAUUGUCCUGAUUAUUAUUGUGAACAUUAUAAUGGAUCUGUGCCUUUUGAGGAUCGUGUUGAUAAGAUCAUUAGUUAUUUUGAUUUGCCAAGUGAGGAAAUUCCGGUUUUCAUGACAUUGUAUUUUGAGGACCCGGAUCAUCAGGGUCAUCAGGUUGGGCCGGAUGACCCGGAGAUUACUCGGGCCGUGGUUAGGAUUGAUGAGAUGAUUGGGAGAUUGAUUAAGGGGUUGGAGGAAAGAGGGGUGUUUGAGGAUGUUAAUGUUAUAAUGGUGGGUGAUCAUGGGAUGGUUGGUACUUGUGAUAGGAAGUUGAUAUUUUUGGAUGAUUUAGCUCCUUGGGUUGAGAUUAAAUUGGAUUGGGUUCAAUCUUAUACUCCGUUGCUUGCGAUUAGCCCUCCACCGGAGUUUUCUGCUAAGGAGAUUGUCGCGAAGAUGAAUGAGGGUUUGCAAUCAGGGAAAGUUGAGAAUGGGAAGAAUUUGAGGGUUUUUCUUAAGGAAGAUCUCCCUAGUAGGCUUCAUUAUGCUGAUAGUUAUAGGAUUCCGCCUAUAAUUGGGCUUCUUGAAGAGGGUUACAAAGUUGAGCAGAAAAACUCUAACAAGAAUGAAUGUGGAGGUGCUCAUGGUUAUGAUAACGCGUUCUUCUCCAUGAGGACUGUUUUCAUGGCUCAUGGUCCUAAGUUUGCGAGGGGAAGAAAGGUGCCUUCAUUCGAAAAUGUCCAGAUAUAUAAUCUGGUUACUUCGAUACUCAACAUAGAAGGAGCACCUAACAAUGGGAGUGAUUCAUUUCCGAACUCUGUUCUUUUGCCUGAUGCAUAAAUUUACACUUGACAAUCACCAACGGAGUGAGAAUUUAUGGUUAGGUUUUGAAUGCAAGCAUGAUCAUGUUAUGGAUGUAGUUUACUAGUGUAAAUACUUCAUUAUGUCAGCUUAACUUUUGGAUGUUGGAUAUGCAGGUGUAUGCUAUAACAAUGAGUGUAUAAUUCAGGAAUCUAGUGGUCAAAUGCUAGUCAUUUUUAUGUUAUAUCCUCGUUUUUGUCAAGAUCUCAGCCUAUUAUUUCCAAAAAGAAUGAUGAAUUUCUCAUUUGUAAGCUGUGCCAUGCUGUUCUAAUGAUUUUUUCCCCCUCA
Messenger RNA from Chenopodium quinoa (quinoa), 2036 nucleotides. RefSeq names its product ectonucleotide pyrophosphatase/phosphodiesterase family member 3-like. Gene Ontology annotation, cellular component: vacuole. Lineage: Eukaryota; Viridiplantae; Streptophyta; Magnoliopsida; Caryophyllales; Amaranthaceae. Bases 291 to 1727 code for a protein of 478 amino acids. The transcript has a single exon. The record is from RefSeq and is a predicted model, not a curated record.